GAUAAAUAGAAAGUACUAGCAAAUUUUGCAUCUCAAUUCCCAACUCAUUUUCUUUAAUGAAUACUGAAUAUUACCUGUAAAUUAGAAUAUCCAUUACUACGUCAAAUUUAUACUCUAAUAUAGAAUAGCCAUUUCUACGUCAAAUUUAUAUUUUGAUAAAAAUGCAGAAUAUUACAUAAUAAAUUAUACUAUACUGCAUCCCAUAAUCAAGAAGACAUGCCCAUUGACCUGCCCAUAGUUUUCUGCAGCUGAUAUAUGAUUGAUUAUGCAAGUCUAUAUUCAUACAUAUGCAUAUUUGUAACUUCCAAAGUACAUAUAUCUGAACAAUUUUUUCAGUUCCAAAUACUCCUACUUUAAUGUUGCAAAAGAAUGUCACUUUUCUUACGGGUAAUGCAAUUCAAAAGAUCAAAUUUUUAUACUCUUUCUCAUCCACAUGUACAAACCCAUCCCAAUCUUCUACUUCAACUUCCAAAACCAGCGAAAUCCGUAGAAGAAACAAUGUUAAGGGUUGUCCAAACAGAUUUGAAUAUUACGUGAGAGAUCAGUGCAGAUCAGGUAGGAUUAAACUCAAUGAUGCCGUACAGUACUUUGACAAAUUGAUUCAAACGCAACCAAUGCCAUCAAUCGAUACAUUUAAUCAUCUAUUGGGUUCAAUCUCCAAGCUCGGAUGUUAUUUGGAUGUGUUUUCGCUAUAUAAGAAGAUGGGUCUUGCAGGAAUUGAGCCUGAUUUGUGUACAUUGAACACUUUGAUCAAUUGUUGUUGUCACUUGAAAAAUGUCAAUUCUGGGUUUGGUCUUUUUGGGGAGAUUUUGAAGAGAGGUUUGAAGCCGGAUCCAAUGACCGUCAGUACUCUGGUUAAGGGUCUGUGUAUGGAAGGUAGGGUUAUGAAUGCAGUCCAGUUGUUUGAUGAAAUGACUGAAAAGGGUGUCCAAGGAGAUGUGUUCGCAUAUGGAAUUCUUAUUAAUUGGCUUUGUAAAAUCUGCGAGACGGGUCUUGCUCUUGAGAUGCAUAGGAAGAUGUUAAAGACAAACUGCGAGGUGAAUGUGUUUACAUAUAGUAUGAUCAUUGAUUCUCUUUGCAAGGAUGGGUUGAUAAGCGAGGCGAUUGAUAUCUUCACAGAAAUGAUUGGCGGAGGAGUUUCUCCAGAUGUUAUUGUUUAUAGUUCUUUGAUUAAUGGAUUGUGUAGUGCAGGCCGGUUGAAGGAAGCUGUAAGUUUUUUCGAUGAAAUGGUUGGUCGAGGAAUUCCUGCAGAUGCAGUGACAUAUAAUUCUUUGAUUCAUGGCUUUUGUCAGUUGGACUUGCGGAAGGAAGCUAUAAUAAUUUUCAACCAAAUGAUUGCACAAGAAAUUUCACCUGACGUUGUCACGUUCACAAUAUUGAUAGAUUGUCUCUGCAAAAAGGGUAAGGUAGGAGAAGCUUCCAAGUUAUUAGGGCUGAUGGUUCGGCUUGGAAAGGAGCCUAAUGUAUUCACUUACAAUUCACUUAUUUAUGGUUUCUGUUUGUCGGGCAAGUUGGACGAGGCAGUAAAAAUUUUCACAUCUAUAGCUAUUAGAGGUGGCAUGCACAAUGUUACCACUUACAAUAUGUUGAUUAAUGGGUAUUGCAAGAAUUUGAUGAUGGAUGAUGCUAUGAGACUCUUCAGGGAAAUGCAUCACAACAGCUUGAAGCCCACAAACGUUACUUACAACACACUGAUAGGUGCACUCUGCCAGGCAGGGAAGAUUAGAACUGCUCAGAAUCUGUUCAAGGAGAUGAAAAAUUGUGGCUUGUCUCCUAAUUUAUGUACUUACUCUGUUCUGUUGGAUGGGCUCUGCAAAAAUGGACACAUUGAAGAGGCAUUGAAUAUAUUUGAGUCUGCGAAAUGUUUGGAGCUUGAAUCUAGUAUUGAAGUUCUCAGCAUACUGAUUUAUGGUUUGUGCAGGGCUGGUAAACUGGAGAAAGCAAGAAAACAGUUGGAUGACCUCUUAAAGAAAGGUUUGGUCCCUGACGCUGUGACAUAUAACAUAAUGAUUAAUGGACUUUGCAAGAAAGGGUUGGUAUCGGAGGCCAAUAAGUUGCUCUUGCAAAUGGAAGAGAAUGGUUGCCUACCAGACUCCAUUUCAUUCAAUACCAUCGUUCAGGGUUAUCUUCGAGAAAAUGAGAUUGACAAGGCAAUGCAGAUUUUAGAGCAGAUGUGCAAUAAAAACUUCUUACCAAAUGACGCAGUUACUUCAAUGUUGCUAAACCUCGUCUUGGUGGAUGAACAAUGCCGCGUGACCGUUGAGUCACUUCCUAAUUUUUCCCCGAUGGCCUUGCUUCCUACGAGAUUUGACAAUGUGAAGCAAAAGGAAAUGUAAUAAAUGAAUGAUUUUCUCACUGUAUUUAUCAUUGAAUUCGAAUUCAUUUCUACGCUAUUUAUGUCCGAAAAGCUAGUGUCUCACAUCCGCUGUCUUUGUUGUGUACUAAUCUCAACGAAACAAAUAUACUGAAUGCUUUUGGCAAUGCAAUUGGACUUCUGU
This is a messenger RNA of Cornus florida, 2498 nucleotides long. Its product is annotated as pentatricopeptide repeat-containing protein At1g63330-like. The record is from RefSeq and is a predicted model, not a curated record. Gene Ontology annotation, molecular function: protein binding. The coding region runs from base 357 to 2336 and encodes 659 amino acids. NCBI's taxonomy places the organism in Eukaryota, Viridiplantae, Streptophyta, Magnoliopsida, Cornales, Cornaceae. The transcript has a single exon.